CGGUCAUUGAUAAGAUCUAUCAUUUUAUCCUGAUCAUCCGAAAUACGUCGUUUUUUUCUUGGUUGUAUGUAAAUGCUAUCAUGGAAAGUGUUGGUAUGAGAGAAGCAUGGCAAGUUUAAUAGCACCUUUUGGAUGAUGAACUUGAACAAAAAGAAGAUACAGUUGAUACUUUUCUUCAGGUCCCUUGAUAUCAAUCAUGGACAAUGGUAUGGAUUCUGAAAAUUUACAAAGUGUGAGCCUACUAUCCGUGGCAAUUUGUUGGCACACAGUGAAUGUCAAUUUGAAUAGAAUAUCAGCUGACUUUAUUUUAUAGGCUUCAUAGUUUUCCAGAAUAUUGGCUGAAAUAGCAUAAUUUUUUUAGUUUUUAAAUUUAGUUUUCAAAACUAUUAGGAUUAUAAUGAAAUUUACCAAUGACAGGUAAGAGAUUCCUUGUUUCAAAUAAUAAUGUUGAUAAAUCACAACCAUAUUUAACAAUAAGCUCUAUAGUUUCUAAUAAUUUAGCAUAAUCAACAUUUGGAAUAAUUUUUUGUAAAAUAGAAACACACAUAUUUAACAAUUCUUGCCAAUGUUUAGAAGCAAGUAGUAUACGCUGCGAUCUUUCUUGAAGCACAUAUUUUCUUAAAAUAUGUAAGUAUAUUUCAUAAUACUCAGAGAAAAUAUGAAGACUUCCAUAUCUCAAUAACUGUAAAGUUGAGUUAACAACAUCUUUUGGUUUUAAAUAAUAAUUUGCUUUUUCUGAUGUUCUGAAUACAAGUGUUGUCACUCUUUCUUUAUCUAACUUUCCAGCAUUACCACUAAGUUUACUGAUUCUGUCAAUUUCCUGUUAAAGACAUAAAUUCAUUAGUUGUAUUAGCAUUGUUCAAAAACGUUUAAAUUUUGAAUAUAGAGCAUAAAAUAAUUAUGAUGUCAAGGAGAUAUUUGAAUUACAUUUAUGAAUAGUUCGUGUACAAUGAUAAAUAUAUCAUUCCAGGAGUAAAAAUCAUAUCUCUCAUUUGGCGUGGGAUCUCUAGAAUAUUCUGUUAUUGGCUGUAGAGUAAUGUCCGAAUUGUCAUCCCAGAAUUCUAAUAAUUGUUUAAUUGCUUUCUGGGAAAAAAAAAUAGGGUAGGUAUAAGAUUAGUUUUAUCCCUAUAAUUUGUACAGCUUAAAACAGCACCUUCAUUACCUUGUAAUCGGUAACUUUCUUGCUUUUUGCCAAAGAGGCGAUCUGUGACAGACGAUCCAUACAAGACAUUUUUGCAUAUGCAAAAACAAUAACACAUGUAAUAAGAGUUAACCUUGACGAUUUUCAUAAUCUGCUUAACAUCGAGUUAGUUUUAACGCUGUCACAACAAAGACAAAAAAAGUUGACUCAUAUACUGCUUUACAAUUACAUCUUGGCGAAUUCGCAAGUUCGUUUUGACGACUGGAAAAAAACACUGUAGAUUUCUUUUAUAGUUUUACCGGCUUUUAGCCACCCCCACUGAAUGUUUUUCCUCGAAAUUUGAAGCAACGUUGCCGCAUUGUUGAGUUGUCACGUGCAUCACUGUGCACUGCGCAUGUGCGCUAUACACGCCACCUGAAAUUAACGCGGGAAAUGUAGAUUAUUAUUUUUACCGGUAAAUUUACGCAAUAUAACGUUGAAUUAAUCUGAUUCGUAUUUUAAAUAACAAACAAAUGUUUAAGCUGUUUGAUGUAAUAAUGUAUAAGCCAAGGAUUCUAUAAGUACGUACGGUUAAUAUUUUGAGUUUUAAAAAUACAUUUGCGUGCGAUCUGUAUAAGUAGCUACCAACCUUAGGAAACGUAAAAUAUAUAAAGCGCGCUCUUUUUACUCUGCGUUGAUGCAAUUAUAGUUAUAUUAACUCCAUAACCUGAAUGUCACAAACAGAGUACCACAAUUGUUAUUGUUAUAUUAUUACAAUAAAUAUAUACAAGAGAUAAUGUCGCCCGACGUAGCGAAAACUACACCAAAUUUACCAUGGGUAGAAAAAUAUCGUCCAAGCAAGUUGGAUGAUCUUAUUUCUCAUGAAGAAAUAAUCCAAACUAUUAACAAGUUCAUUGAUGAGAAUCAAUUACCACAUUUACUAUUGUAUGGUCCACCAGGUACUGGUAAAACCAGUACAAUUCUUGCAUGUGCAAAAAAAUUAUAUACACCUCAACAAUUUAAUUCUAUGGUUUUAGAGUUGAAUGCUUCAGAUGACAGAGGAAUUGGUAUUGUUAGAGGACAAAUAUUAAGCUUUGCCAGUACAGGAACCAUGUAUCGAUCAGGAUACAAAUUAAUUAUUCUUGAUGAAGCUGAUGCCAUGACCAACGAUGCACAAAAUGCUCUUAGGAGAAUUAUUGAAAAGUAUACAGAUAACGUAAGGUUUUGCAUUAUUUGCAACUACUUGAGUAAAAUUAUUCCUGCACUUCAAUCCCGUUGUACAAAAUUUAGAUUUGGACCUCUUGCCCCCGAACAAAUUCUGCCACGUUUAGAGCACGUUAUCACAGAAGAGAAUGUAACUGUGACAGAAGAUGGCAAAAAAGCAUUGAUGACCUUAAGCGGAGGAGAUAUGAGAAAAGUAAUCAAUGUAUUACAAAGUACAUGGUUGGCUUUUGGAUGCGUAAACGAAGAAAAUGUCUAUACUUGCGUUGGGCAUCCUUUGCCAGUUGAUAUAAAAAAUAUUAUUAAUUGGUUGCUAAAUGAAAGUUACGAAGCUGCUUAUAACAAAGUUCAAGAUUUGAAAACCAAAAAAGGGCUGGCUCUACAGGAUAUCUUGACAGAAAUUCAAGUGUUAGUUAAUAAUAUUGAAUUCCCGGAUGAAGUAUUGAUUGACCUUGUAAUAAAAAUGGCUGAAAUUGAAAAACGCGUUAUCAGUGGUUGUAAUGAAGCUGUUCAAUUGAAUUCUCUUGUAUCUGCUUUCCAAAAGCCUCGGGAAAUAGAUGUAUCAUCAUAAUUUACAUUUAGAUAGAUUUGAAUGUUAAUUAUUAAGUUUUGUUCCAAAAAUAUUUUUUAAUAAAAAAGAUGUACAGAAA
Nasonia vitripennis (jewel wasp) is the source of this 2991-nucleotide messenger RNA. It is a transcript of the gene RfC3, whose product is annotated as replication factor C subunit 5. Gene Ontology annotation, biological process: DNA-templated DNA replication; DNA repair. Gene Ontology annotation, cellular component: DNA replication factor C complex; nucleus. NCBI's taxonomy places the organism in Eukaryota, Metazoa, Arthropoda, Insecta, Hymenoptera, Pteromalidae. The transcript is spliced from 9 exons. Gene Ontology annotation, molecular function: ATP hydrolysis activity; DNA clamp loader activity; DNA binding. The record is from RefSeq and is a predicted model, not a curated record. The coding region runs from base 1917 to 2912 and encodes 331 amino acids.